This is a messenger RNA of Monascus purpureus, 936 nucleotides long. The record is from the annotation of a GenBank genome assembly. Lineage: Eukaryota; Fungi; Ascomycota; Eurotiomycetes; Eurotiales; Aspergillaceae.
AUGGGUUGGUUCUGGGCUGAUUCGCAACCAAAGCCUUCUGUAGCUUCAAAUCAAUCGGACUCUACCAGUCGUUCGCGCUGCCCAGUACAGACUUCAACCCCACCUCUCCAUGAUUCUUCUAGCGCUUGCCCGGUCAGGUCCAAGGACUCGCCAUUUUACGUCGCUCCGAAGUCCUCACCUCCGCAGCCCUCUGCUCCUUCAAGUACCUCAACACUGUCCAGAUUGAACCCAUUAAAUUACAUGUUCUCUACAAUCUCCCAAGAACGCGCUCCAAACCAGACAGUCGAUUUGCCUGUCGACCGAGAGGUCUCUUCGAUUCCGAGAGGCGACCAGGAGGGUAACUGGGAGUACCCUUCACCCCAGCAGAUGUACAAUGCGAUGCUCCGGAAAGGAUAUACCGAUACACCGCAGGAUGCUGUGGAGUCAAUGGUUGCCGUGCACAAUUUUCUGAACGAGGGCGCGUGGUCGGAAAUUGUCGGAUGGGAGAACAUAUUCUCGAAAGGCCUAAGGCAGGGGUGGGAGAAAUGUCGCCGUGGUGAAGAGAAUUUGGUCCUAGAAAGGGCCAGGGAAGAGAUUUCUGGGAGCUCUAAUACGGAGACCGAGCCGCGUCUCCUCAGGUUUCAGGGUCGACCUCAGGACUUGACACCGAAAGCGAGAAUACUUCAAACAUUAGGCUGGUUGUAUCCAGCAAAAUUCGGAACGAAUCCUCCUUUUGAUCGACAUGACUGGUAUGUGCUGCGAGAAACACCUGGGGGGCCAAAGGAAGUCCGUUAUGUGAUCGAUUAUUACUCUGGUCCCCCGGAACCGACGGGUGAGCCCGUCUUCUACCUUGAUAUCAGACCAGCGUUGGAUACGCCAACGGCUGCUGUAGAACGAUUAAUGAGAUGGGGAGGGGACGUCUGGUGGAGGGCCAGCGGUGGUGCUGUUAGGAAUUAG